AUGCCGCUCGUGAGCGCGUCCAUCGACGCGUUCCUCAUUCUCGCCAUCGCCGUCCUCAUCCCCGCCCUCGUCCUCUUCCGCCACCAUGCCUCGCAUCGGGCCUUCAGCUUCCGUGAUGCGCUCGCCCUCUUCGUCCUCCUCCACUCCCUCUUCGUCCUCUACGUCCUCGUCGUCCGCUGGCCGCCAAACGUCUUUCAACGACUGAAGAUCCCACUAAAUGCGCACUCGGACCACAUUCGCGCCCUCCUCCUCCACCGCGCGGGACUCGCUCGGGACGCGGCUCUGCCGCAACCUCUCGAGUCGCUCCUCACGCGUCUCGAGUCCUUCGACAUGCGCACGCUCUACGUCCGCUUCGGGCAGACAGUCCUCCAGGACUGCGAGUACUGCAAUCUCUUCAACGAGUUCGCACUCUACGCCGCGCCUCAACUUGCACUCGGAUACGGCGUUGAGGGCGCCGUGGUAGGCCUGGUCACCGCCGUCAGGAGCGGUCGCGAGCAGUGGCGGCCGUAUGGGGUUGCUGCGCUCGUCGGCGCCGCGCUCGCGGAGGCAUUCUGGCUCGCCACCGCGCCAAUAGACAUCCCGCGCGACGGAUUGGGCGUGUUCAUGUGGCACGACAACCUCCGCCUCUUGCGGCUUCUCUUGUUCCUCCUACUGCCUCCGCUCAUCCUCAUCCUCCCCUUUCCCUUUCCCUCCGCCGCCACCCUCCAGAGCCAAGCCCUCGCACCCGCCACUGUCGACGCUCUUGCCGCCGCACAAAACACCCUCGCGGACACCAAAACGCGGCUGAACGCCCUGCGUUUCCUCAACGCCGCCGCGGCCCGCGAGCCCGCGCUCCGUGCCGCCUCCGCGGCGUUUUGGGACCGCCAGCGGGAGGAGGGCGCGAUCGCGCGGGCGGAUCCGUACGUGCGUCAGGCCGCGCGGGACCUCGGGCGCGGGUUCGCGACGGAAGGCGAUGCGGACGCGCGCGAGGUCGGGGGCGCGAACGGCCCGAUGAGGGUGCGGGUGAGGGCGUUCGCGCGGACGGUGAUGGAGCUUGUCGCCCCUCCGCAGGCGGCGAAGGCUGCCGGAAAUGCACAGUGA
This is a messenger RNA of Epithele typhae, 1080 nucleotides long. RefSeq lists its product as uncharacterized. Bases 1 to 1080 code for a protein of 359 amino acids. Lineage: Eukaryota; Fungi; Basidiomycota; Agaricomycetes; Polyporales; Epitheliaceae. The record is from RefSeq and is a predicted model, not a curated record. The transcript is spliced from 3 exons.